Molecule: messenger RNA, 2475 nt
Organism: Tyto alba (common barn owl)
Lineage: Eukaryota; Metazoa; Chordata; Aves; Strigiformes; Tytonidae
Gene: RNF41
Product: ring finger protein 41
Exons: 7
Coding region: 311-1264 (317 amino acids)
Biological process (GO): protein K63-linked ubiquitination; regulation of canonical NF-kappaB signal transduction; tumor necrosis factor-mediated signaling pathway
Cellular component (GO): plasma membrane signaling receptor complex
Molecular function (GO): ubiquitin protein ligase activity; zinc ion binding
Source: RefSeq, a predicted model, not a curated record
CGGCGGCGGGGCGGGGGCUUCCGGCGGGGCCGGGCGGGGGGAGCGGUGGAGGCCGCGGCCGCCCCUGAGCCCCGCGGCGUCCCGGAGCCGGCGCGGGCGGCAGGCGAUCUGUCCUGUCUGACCUUAUGACUCCUGCGUGGCAGUGGCUCUUGGCCCUUGAAGAACGGCAUUUUAAACUGUAGAAGAGGAAGGGGAAAAGAUGGGCCUUUGGGAGCGUCUCCCUGAAAAGAGUCAGCCCAGCCCAGCCCUGCCUCUUUGCUUCUUAGGGAGGAAUUCUGCCACAGAAGGGUUCUGGCAUCGGUGAUGAGCAAUGGGGUAUGAUGUAGCACGUUUUCAGGGGGAUGUUGAUGAAGACCUUAUAUGCCCCAUCUGCAGCGGGGUCCUGGAGGAGCCAGUUCAGGCUCCUCACUGCGAGCACGCCUUCUGCAAUGCCUGCAUCACCCAGUGGUUCUCCCAGCAGCAGACGUGCCCCGUGGACCGCAGCGUCGUGACGGUUGCCCACCUCCGCCCCGUCCCACGGAUCAUGCGUAAUAUGCUCUCGAAGCUGCAGAUCACUUGCGACAACGCUGUUUUCGGCUGUACGGCCGUUGUGCGGCUUGACAACCUGAUGUCUCACCUCAAUGACUGCGAGCACAAUCCAAAGCGCCCGGUGACUUGCGAGCAGGGAUGUGGCUUGGAAAUGCCCAAAGAUGAGCUGCCAAACCACAACUGCAUCAAGCAUUUAAGAUCCGUGGUGCAACAGCAGCAGACGAGAAUCGCCGAGCUGGAGAAGACCUCGGCAGAGCACAAGCAUCAGCUGGCCGAGCAGAAACGGGACAUUCAGUUGCUGAAGGCCUACAUGCGCGCCAUCCGCAGCGUCAACCCCAACCUGCAGAACCUGGAGGAGACCAUCGAAUACAACGAAAUCCUGGAGUGGGUGAACUCCCUGCAGCCGGCCCGGGUGACGCGGUGGGGCGGCAUGAUCUCCACGCCGGACGCGGUGCUGCAGGCCGUCAUCAAGCGCUCGCUGGUGGAGAGCGGCUGCCCCACGUCCAUCAUCAACGAGCUGAUCGAGAACGCCCACGAGCGGAACUGGCCGCAGGGCCUGGCCACGCUGGAGACCCGCCAGAUGAACCGGCGGUACUACGAGAACUAUGUGGCCAAGCGCAUCCCCGGCAAGCAGGCCGUGGUGGUGAUGGCCUGCGAAAACCAGCACAUGGGCGAGGACAUGGUGCUAGAGCCGGGACUGGUGAUGAUAUUUGCGCACGGAGUGGAGGAAAUCUAAGGACUUUCCGAGAGAAACGCUUCGUGCUGACGAGGGAGAGGAGGGGGAAGGUGCGGAGGUGGAGACCGGGGGUAGCCGGUCAGAACUGCUGGUGUUCCCCAGUCACCAACAUGGUUUUCUUAGGGCACUGUCCCCUCGAACCUCUUGCUUCCUAGCUGAAAUGAUUAAAUGCCUCUGGUAAAUACUACUCAGACGUUGGCCCAGCGGUGAGCACACGCCGCAGACCCCUCCGUGUUCGCCCCCUUUUGCAGAUCAGCUUCCCCCGUUCGAUGUCUUUCAAGGAGAGAAGAAGCAGCCGCUCCGCGCGUGCUGCCAGUCCUCAGACCCAGCCUGCGUUUUGGGCCCGGCUCCAGCUCCAGCGCAAACCCAAAGGCCCAGCUCAGCUCCGGCUGUGGACUGACCCCCCACGGCCCCCGGCAGCUCCCGCUUGGCCGGCGGCCGAACCCUCCCUGGGUUUUCUCUCCCUCUCUGGAUUUCCCGCCUCGCUCUCCGGCGUCUCUGCCGCCGUCUCUCCAGGCAUUGCCUCUGAUAUCACACCGUGACGGCAGCAGCGGGCUCUGCUCCCCGCUCCCGCGACCUGGGGAAGGGGCUCGGCCGGGGGAGUCCCCAAACUGGGCGCUCUCGGCGUCGCCCCCGCAGCCGCCGGGAGCUAAACCGGUCCCCGGCACCCGCCGAGAGCUGGGGCCUCCCACCGCGGGCGGGCUGGGUGUCGGGGACCACCCUGCCCCCCCCGGCACGGCGCCCUGCAGCCCCCCGGGCCCCUCUCCCCGUGCAUGCCCCAGCCCCUCUCCCCCCGGGAGAGGCGGGAUCCCCGUGCUCGCCCCCCCCCCAGCUCGCAGCCCCCCACAACGCCGUCCUGCCCCGUGUUUCCGUGUUUGCCGGUGUUUGGCUCCGCUUUCUCUGCUGUUACCGCCGUUAGUUUUCCACACACUUGUGAUUGUGGUUCUGGGGGUUUUUUUUUGUACUUUUUUUGGCUUUUUCUUGUUUUUAUUCCCCCACCUCCCUUUUUAUUUUAUUUUUGAAGUACCGUGGACAGGCACCUCAGAACCUGGUUACGUUUACUUGUUGGGAACUUAAUUUAUUUGCAUUUGUUUUGUUGUUUUUUACAGUACUUUCUCCCCCGGUGUCUGUACUGCCCGGGUCCGGUGCCCGGCCGGCCUGGCGGGAGGCAGGGAUUUAAGUGAUCAAUAAACAGCGUUCUGGUUGCUUUA